AUGAACACUCAAGCCCUUCAAGAUCCCAUUAAGCAGGAUUGCUUCCAAACGACUCUUAAGGACCAUCUGCUUUCAGAAUUCCCUGAUAACAUCGAGGAACACUGGACCAAGCUAAAAGCAUCCAUUAUUGCAUCCUGUGAACAAACUAUUGGAUAUCAAACCAAGAAACACCAGGACUGGUUUGAUGAGAAUGACAGUGAGAUUGAACACAUGAUUGACAAGAAAAGGAAGACCUUUCAGAUCUGGCAAAGAGAUAGAAACUGUGCCACUAAGAAAAAAACCUUUACACCUGGCGGAUAA
Molecule: messenger RNA, 300 nt
Organism: Podarcis lilfordi (Lilford's wall lizard)
Lineage: Eukaryota; Metazoa; Chordata; Lepidosauria; Squamata; Lacertidae
Source: the annotation of a GenBank genome assembly